Messenger RNA from Equus caballus (horse), 3274 nucleotides. The record is from RefSeq and is a predicted model, not a curated record. NCBI's taxonomy places the organism in Eukaryota, Metazoa, Chordata, Mammalia, Perissodactyla, Equidae.
UCCGUCUCCUCUGGUAGGUUCCACAAUGGUACAGGCAGCAUCACGCUGCACAAUGGUUUCCAGGCAGUGAAAGAGGGUGAUUCAGCAAGCCACUCUUCUUCUUCUUUUUUUUUUUUAAGCCUCCCCUUCUCUUUUUAUUUUUAUGGGGGUUGGUGGUGCUUGUUGUAUGCUUACCUUUUUCUUUUCUUUUUUCAUUUUUACAAUUUUUCGUUUUUCUCCUCACCCCUCAAUUCCUAGGGGCUUGAGUGACUUUAAGGUUGGGUUUUCUUGGAAAUCACCUGUCCAUCAUUAAUUUUAAGCAAUUUCCCCACCUCCAAAAAAUCUGUUCCUUAUUACAAUUUGGAAUGUGGUUAAUGAAAAACAAGUAGGGAGGAUUUCUGGGGCAAACACUGCUGGAUCAGGAUCGUAGUUCUCAAGCACGGAAUGGCUAGCAUGAGAAACACCAACGGCAGGACCAUCUCAGAUCUUCGUUAUGGCAACUCAUGCAAGGAGCUGUUGAAUUAGACCCGUUUCCUAUAGAUGAGAAAUCGUAUAAGCAGUGGUAUUUAUGAGCCUCCAUUUAUUGUACUACUGCAGUGAACCAACCUUCGAUGUGAAAAUUGCCUUUUGUCAGGGAUUCCAUAAACAAGUGGAUGUGUCAUAUAUUGCCAAACAUUACAACAUGAGCAAAAGCAAAGUUGACAACCAGUUCUACAGCGUGGAAGUGGGAGACUCAACCUUCACCGUUCUCAAGCGCUACCAGAAUCUAAAGCCUAUUGGCUCUGGCGCUCAGGGAAUAGUUUGUGCUGCGUAUGAUGCUGUUCUGGACAGAAAUGUGGCCAUUAAGAAGCUCAGCAGACCCUUUCAGAACCAAACACAUGCCAAGAGAGCUUACCGGGAGCUGGUCCUCAUGAAGUGUGUGAAUCAUAAAAAUAUUAUUAGUUUAUUAAAUGUCUUCACACCCCAGAAAACACUGGAGGAGUUCCAGGAUGUUUACUUAGUAAUGGAACUGAUGGACGCUAACUUGUGUCAGGUGAUUCAGAUGGAAUUAGACCAUGAGCGAAUGUCUUACCUGCUAUACCAAAUGUUGUGUGGCAUCAAGCACCUCCACUCUGCUGGCAUUAUUCACAGGGAUUUAAAACCAAGUAACAUUGUAGUGAAGUCUGAUUGUACAUUGAAAAUCCUCGACUUUGGACUGGCCAGGACGGCAGGCACCAGCUUCAUGAUGACUCCUUAUGUGGUGACCCGUUAUUACAGAGCCCCCGAGGUCAUCCUGGGGAUGGGUUACAAGGAGAAUGUGGAUAUAUGGUCUGUGGGAUGCAUUAUGGGAGAAAUGGUUCGCCACAAAAUCCUCUUUCCAGGAAGGGACUAUAUUGACCAGUGGAACAAGGUAAUUGAACAACUAGGAACACCCUGUCCGGAAUUCAUGAAGAAAUUGCAACCCACAGUACGAAACUAUGUGGAGAAUCGGCCCAAGUAUGCAGGACUCACCUUCCCCAAGCUCUUUCCAGAUUCCCUCUUCCCAGCGGACUCCGAGCACAAUAAACUCAAAGCCAGCCAAGCCAGGGACUUGUUGUCAAAGAUGCUAGUGAUUGACCCAGCAAAAAGGAUAUCUGUGGACGACGCCUUACAGCAUCCAUACAUCAAUGUGUGGUACGACCCUGCCGAAGUGGAGGCGCCUCCACCUCAGAUAUAUGACAAACAGUUGGAUGAAAGAGAACACACCAUUGAAGAAUGGAAAGAACUUAUCUACAAGGAAGUAAUGAAUUCAGAAGAGAAGACUAAAAAUGGUGUUGUAAAAGGACAACCUUCUCCUUCAGGAAAAAAGAUGUGGAAUGAAUCCAUCAAUUCUUCAUAGUGAUACUACUCUUUGAAUAACUAGUUUGCAUCCACAACCACUAUGAUACUCAAACAGACGCAAUUCAGUCAUGACAUGUUUUCCUCACCCCUGGACUUGAAGAAAUGUCCAUUUCUAUCCCAAGUCUUUCCUCUCUUCGAAGAGUGUUAAGGGAAUCAUUGAUUGCCUUGUCCACCCUGUUAAUUCGUCCUAGCAUCCAGAUUGAUGCAAGUCUGCAGAAGCUGGUCUAACUCACCUGCGUGUUCUAUUUGCUGCUGCUUAAAGAACCCGAGGACUGAAUCCAACAGCCUCAAGAUGCUACCUGCUAAGACAGAAAGACUUCUUGUCUUAAGAAUUCCCAUAAUGGCCAGAACAUAUUUUCUUGUAAUCAUCAAGAAGCUGAAAUACCAGGAUCCAGCGGAGGGUGACCUAGCACCUCAGGCUGACAUCGGAUAAAUUUUAGCAGAGUCUCUUCUACUCAUCUUUAGUUCAAGUUAUCAUUAAUUAAUUUCCUUUCCUUUUUUCAAAGAGCUCAGAAUCAUGCCAGCAUAUCCCAUUUUCUUCUUGUUUCCUCCUCCAUUUUCUCCUCAGCCCUAACCAAGUCUCUGCACAGCUAAUCUGUGAGGACAUAAAAUCUACAAUUCUCUUUUCAAUACUUUCACAAUGCUUCUACAAAAAUCUUCUUAUUCCCAUGAUUCAUUUUAUGCAAACUGUAUGGCUCAGGGAAGGCAAAAUGGGACUGGGGAUGGUACAAGUGAGAUUAAUUAAUCAUUAAAGUGUUGGAAUGGGUAGUCUGCCAUAUGAAGAAAGAUUUAAAUAUUUGGUAAAGGAACAAAGUUUGCAUAUAAUCAAGGCAUAAUUCUUUAAUCAUUAAAACCAUAAUUCUUAUGCAAAAAGAAACUGAGAACAUGUAGAAGUUUCUUUUAAUCCGUUAAUGAAGGAAAUGGCAGAAUGACAAAGGUAGUUCAAUGAAGAUAUGAAAAAUGAGGAUUUAUGUAGUCUGUGGAAAAAAGCAUACUGAAAUCAGAUCAUUAAAUUAAAUCAAAACUUGUAAAUGCUCUUUAGGGCAACCAAACCUAUCUUUGUGGUUAUCUUUUCUACUAGGCAGCAAAAAACAUUAUUUUACUUUAUCAGUUUUCUGCAAGUUUACAGUGUUGUAAAGUAUCUGGACCCUAAUCAACUGUGCACAUUAAAUCAAAUGAAGUUAUGUUCCACAGAACAGUUAGAUGACCCUUCGGUGGGCUUGUUAGAAAAUGUUCAAGCAUGAUAUUAAAAAGUUGUAUAGUCAUUUUUUUGCCCUAACACAAGUGUUGGAUAAUUUUCUUGAAUAGUGUUGAAGGUUAUUGAUAUAUACAAUUUCUGCACACUAUGAAUAGGCAGACACCAGUCUUGACCAAGCAAAUCUUUUUAAGUUUGCAAGAAAUACAUUUAAGGUGAAUAAAGCCAAAGCCUACUUUA